GCCGCUUAGAGCCCAAGUCCUGAUAGUCGCCGCCGACUGGGUACCAGCCCCUUAUUAGUCUGCAGGCGUGUGAAGGAAGAAGGAAACUCACGGGGACGGUGCAGGCUCUGUCUAUGUAUAACUGUGCAAGGAACACUUACAGAAGAAGACAAGGGAAGGAAAAAAGAAGUCACCUGACUGGUAGUGGUUGAUUCAUCAUAAGCCUAAGGGAGGCUGAAGAUUACUACACUGCAUCAUUACUCACCCUGGCCCUAAGAGUCCUCUUCCAUCAGGUGGAGCAAGACCUUUCCUAUCUGGCCCUAAGGCUCACAAGGACAUAAGAAUGGGCCGGGCCAGGGAAGUGGGUUGGAUGGCAGCAGGACUGAUGAUUGGGGCUGGGGCCUGCUAUUGUGUUUAUAGACUGACCAUAGGAAGAGAUGAUGAUGACAAGUCUGACGAUGAGGAGGAAGAUGAAUGGGAUGACGAUCUGGACCUGGAUGAGGAAGAAUCAGAGAUUUGGUUUGAUUUCACAACAAUGGCUCGGCCUUGGAGCGAGGAUGGGGAUUGGAAUGAACCUGGGGCCCCAGGUGGCACUGAACACAGGCCCUCAGGGGGAGGCAAAGCCAACAGAGCACACCCAAUAAAACAGAGGCCAUUUCCCUAUGAACAUAAAAAUACAUGGAACUCUCAAAGUUAUAAAACUUUCACUUGUGUUCUUGACCUCACUAAGUGUCCUUUCAUUCAGGGAAAAAUGUCAUUUGAUGAGCCCCAGGAUGCUGGCUUUUCACUUAGCCACAAUAUCAAUAGUCAUUUGGCCAGCCUUUCAAUGGCUGGAAACACGAUCCCCACCCCUAGGCUUGCUGUGAGGGAGAAGGUUUCCUGUGCCCCAGAAAACCUGAAUGCCAGUAUUAAAAACCAGGGCCAGAUUAAGACGUACAUCGAUGAAGUGUGUCAGGAGACAGUGUCACGUUCCUGCAACUCGUUUUUGCAGCAGGCUGGAUUAAAUUUGUUAAUAAGCAUGACAGUUAUUAAUAACAUGCUUGCCAAGUCCGUUUCAGACUUGAAAUUUCCUUUGAUAACUGAGGGAAGUGAACGUGCUAAGGUUCAAGUACUGGAACCACUGAUGGGUUUGUCUGAAAAUGAAGUGUUGGUGGGGAAUUGGCUGGGAACCCAGAUGCUAUUCUCCUCCAUGUCCCUUUUUAUCAGCAUUAGAAACAGAGAGAGUAUCCUGGAAGCCCUUGUCCCUUAAGUGGCUGACUCAGAGAGAAUAAGACUGAAUCCACCCAAAUCCUCUUGAUUUACAGACAUGAAAGAAUGGGCUGUGGGUGCUACUAAAGCUCUAGCCUUAGCUACUCACCACAUCCAGAGAGAAAGUUCCUGCCUCAAAAUUGAGGACUGCAUUAUAAUUGGCCAGGCAGAGGCUCCCACAGAGCUUUGGGGAACUUCAUGGUCUUGUGGUCUGCAGGUACAGUAUAUUGCUUCCUUGCAGCCCUUCUUGAACUUGUAAAGGAAUCACUGUGGCUGCCAGCUGCAGAUAACAGACAUAAAAUCACAUCAUCACAAGUGCUGAUAGUGGUUCCUGUUGUGGGCUCCCUAUCUCAGCAAGACUUUUUACAGAGAUCCCACCCAUAUGGGAGCUUGUGCUGAAAAUUCCUUUGCUUCUGCUAAGGUUGAAGUAUUUUUCCUUUAGUCUUUACCCCACACCAGCUGACGGAUGAUCAGCCUGUUCCUCAAAGAAAUGCACUAUUUCUGUCCAUUGUACUGAUUUGCCCUCCUCCACCCAAGUCCACAUCUAUGUGUAUCAUCAAUAAAUGUGUGUGCUUUGAUUGGCAAACAAGAA
Jaculus jaculus (lesser Egyptian jerboa) is the source of this 1819-nucleotide messenger RNA. It is a transcript of the gene Armcx6, whose product is annotated as armadillo repeat containing X-linked 6. Lineage: Eukaryota; Metazoa; Chordata; Mammalia; Rodentia; Dipodidae. Gene Ontology annotation, cellular component: mitochondrion. The record is from RefSeq and is a predicted model, not a curated record. The coding region runs from base 323 to 1228 and encodes 301 amino acids. The transcript is spliced from 3 exons.